UUUCCAUCCCCCCCCCCCCCCCCCAAACCCACAAUUUUUCUUCCUCUAAUCUGUGGUGGUUUGAGGUUUUUUCUCCAUUUUUUCCGGCGACUUCUUCCGCUGGUUCAGGUCUAACCAUUGAGAUCUUGGUGAUGAAGCGAAAAGCUUAAUCUCUGGUUUUUGAUUCUGGGUUUUUUGUCUUGUUUUGAUCUUUGAGAUCUUUGAUUAUGGAAUGUGUGUAUAGAUGGUGGAAAUUAUGUUGUUUUCUGAUAGUGAUAUGUGUGUUUACGUGAAUUAAAUAAUAUAUAUAUACAGACAUAUAUAUAUAUAUAGCAAGUUGGGAGUUUGUUUAAGGUUAGAGAGUACAGUACUGGAUGUGAUCUUUGAAUCCAGAUGUUUUAUGUUGCUUUCUGUACUUUGAUUAUCAUCAAGAAGUUGUACUACAAGAUUUGCCACCCUCAUCACCUUCUCUCUUUCUAUAUCUAACUUUCUCUCUCUAGAAAUCAUUAUGUAUCCUAAAGAAGAAAAGGAUGUUGAUGAUCAUCAUCGUAUGGAGGGUUAUGAUCAUCAUGUUAUUGAUGAACAAGAAAACUGUAAAAGUACUGGUUUUGAUGCAUUGGGUACGACUAUGAUGACCAGCACCGAUGAUCAAAGAGGGAUCUGGGAGAUUGAUGUUAGAGCUCAACAGCAGAAUCUUCUUCAUGAAAUGAAUGAUCCUUCCAUGUUUUACAAUGAUCAGUUCCCUCAAAUUCCUGAUUUUCCAUGCAUGUCUUCUUCGUCGUCUUCGUCUUCGAAUCCUGCUCCGGCGAAGCCGAUAUCGUCCGCGACCACCACUUCUUCCGCGUCGUCAGCGUCGGCGUCUUCGUCGACUUCCUCCGCUGCGUCUUGGGCGGUGCUGAAGUCGGAGUAUGUUACGGAGGAGGAGGAUGAUCAGUUGGAGGAACUCGGGGUUGAUAGGAGGAAGAGAUGUCAUCGGAGUGAAGAGAUGCCGGCGGCGGUGAUGUCAACGGCCGUGGUGGAAGCGGUUGGGCGGCCGCUGGAGAUGGCGGAUGGAAGUGGGUCGAUUGAUUGCAUGGAUGUUAUGGAGAAUUUUGGUUAUAUGGAUCUGAUUGAUGGUAAUGAAAUCUGGGAUCCUUCUUCGAUUUUCGAACAAAACCCGCCGGAGAAUUUGCAACAAGAGUGUUUGAAUAACAGCAACGGUAGUGAGGUGGUGCAGGACGGCGGCGGGGUCGGAGGCGGAGGGCGGUUGGAUGAACUGGGGGCGGUGUUCUUCGAGUGGUUGAAAUCGAACAAAGAAUUCAUAUCAGCAGAAGAUAUGAGAAACAUUAAACUCAAGAAAUCGACGGUCGAAUGUGCUUCGAAAAGAUUGGGAUCUUCUAAAGAAGGCAAAAAGCAACUCUUGAAGUUAAUUCUUGAAUGGGUUCAACAACACCAACUUCAAAGAAAAGCGAGCGGGGGCGUGGAAGGACCCGCCCCCGCCACAGCCCCCACCCCCACCGCUGCCGCAACCACCACCCAAUACCCUUUACAGCAUUUCCAAGGACUCCCAUCUCAACCACCACCGCCAACAACUCCACCACCUUUCCACUGCAAUUCUUGGGUUCAACCUAAUGACAUGAACCACGGAUUCUCUCCGACGCCAUGGAUCCCUCCGCCGUUGCCGUAUCCGCCGUACAUGGCGGAUCAGGCAACAAACGGGAUGGCGAUGGUGGCAGCGCAACCAUCUGGGACGUUUUCUUAUAUGGGUGGUGGUGAUUACAAUUCCGCUAUGAAUUGCCAUCUUAACCCGUAUAAUAAUCCGGGGUCUGGUGAAUAUCAAGUUCUCGAAUCUGCACCGUCAUGGAAUCCGUCGCAAAUCACCAUGGCGGCAGCAUCUCCGUAUAACAACCAAUUUCCCGAUGUGGGCAACAAUUAUGGUCCACCAAUUAUGCCGUUACCUUCUGCUUACACCGAUCAGUACCCGUAUAACCCGGUGUUCGCAGGAGGAGGUGGUGGUGGCGGAGAACAGCGGCUAAUGAGGUUGGGUUCGUCGGCAACUAAAGAAGCUAGGAAGAAACGAAUGGCCAGACAGCGGCGGACUUACUUCCACCACCACCACCAUUCCAGACAGAAUCAGCAACACAACCAUCCCAAUCAGGUGGCAAACUCCGAUCAUCACCCACACACAAUGCUCGUUGAUGACAAUUGCUCCGGCAAAUCACAGGGCGGAAACUGGUUGUACUGGCCAUCCACGCCUUCUGCCACCACCCCUGCUGCCACCGUCCUUCCACCACCUAUGGAAGCACCGCAGCGGCCACCCUCCAGAAUCCCUCAGACCAGUGACCGCCAAUCCAAACAAACUUCCUCCGAUAAACGUCAGGGAUUAAAGACCGAGAAAAAUUUGAAGUUUCUGCUCCAGAAAGUAUUGAAGCAAAGCGAUGUCGGAAGUCUGGGGAGGAUCGUGCUGCCGAAGAAAGAAGCCGAGAGUCACCUCCCAGAUCUCGAUUCGAGAGACGGAAUCUCGAUUGCCAUGGAGGAUAUCGGGACUUCUCAAGUGUGGAACAUGCGAUAUAGCCUCAGGUUUUGGCCAAACAACAAAAGCCGGAUGUACCUCCUCGAAAACACAGGAGAUUUCGUGAAAGCAAACGGGCUCCAAGAGGGCGAUUUCAUUGUGCUGUACUCCGAUGUCAAGUGUGGCAAAUACUUAAUUAGGGGAGUGAAGGUACGACAACCCGCCACUGGGAAACCCGAAGCCAAGAAACCUGCGAAACGAAGCUAUCGUAGCACCUCCCAAUCGGCCAGAAGCUCUCCUUCGUCACCAACCAAAAUAACCGCGAUUUAAGCACCGCUAACAACGUCGUCAUCAAACGGGACCGUGAAAGCUUCUUCCUUUUUGCAGUUAAAUAUGAUUCGCUGACCCAGAGUUCGACUGAUGAUCAUUAAUUAAGCGGAGAAUUAGUUGAUCGAUGUUGUGUUCGAGAGGUUAUACGGUUCGAUGUUUUUCUGUUUUGGGGGGUUCGUUAUGCGAGUAGGGAUUGCUCGAUCUUGAGCGUUAAUUUGCGAUAUAAUUACUGUUUGUAUGUGUAUGUGGAUUAGUGAGUAUGUAUAGUUGAUCAUAAGAUGUGGUCUGUAAUGUCCAAGGUUAAACCAUCUUCCCCUUGGCUAGGACCAUGGGUGGAGUUAACUUGGUUCAUUUGGUGGCACCCUAUAUGUAUUAUGUGUAACUUUCUACUUCCUUAAUUGGUGUCUUAAUUGAGGAUCUUUUUGAAUUCAGC
Messenger RNA from Cynara cardunculus var. scolymus (artichoke), 3233 nucleotides. Its product is annotated as B3 domain-containing transcription factor ABI3. Bases 488 to 2800 code for a protein of 770 amino acids. Gene Ontology annotation, molecular function: DNA binding; DNA-binding transcription factor activity. NCBI's taxonomy places the organism in Eukaryota, Viridiplantae, Streptophyta, Magnoliopsida, Asterales, Asteraceae. The transcript is spliced from 6 exons. The record is from RefSeq and is a predicted model, not a curated record.